Notothenia coriiceps (black rockcod) is the source of this 3022-nucleotide messenger RNA. Its product is annotated as nuclear receptor coactivator 6-like. Lineage: Eukaryota; Metazoa; Chordata; Actinopteri; Perciformes; Nototheniidae. Bases 267 to 2999 code for a protein of 910 amino acids. Gene Ontology annotation, biological process: positive regulation of transcription by RNA polymerase II. The record is from RefSeq and is a predicted model, not a curated record. The transcript has 8 exons. Gene Ontology annotation, cellular component: transcription regulator complex; nucleus; histone methyltransferase complex.
AGGAGCCAUCAAUGUGGCUGUGGGACCAAUUAGAGGACAAGAAGCCAGAGUGAAUGGACCAAUUGGAGGACCUGGCCAGAUGAGAAUGGAUGUUGGAUUUCCGGGUCAGCCUGGUACAGGAGGAGUGAGGAUGGCUAAUCCAGCGAUGGUUCCUCCCGGGCCUGGAAUGGCAGCUCAGGCUAUGAUGCCAGGCGGCAGUGGACAGAUGCAUCCUCGUGUUCCCAGACCAUCUUCACAGACAGGUUCAGGUCUUUAUUUCUUAUGUUAUGGAUCCAAUGAUGCCAGGUAUGUCCGUUCAGCAGCAGCAGCAGCAGCAACAGCAGCAGCAGCAGCAGCAGCAGCAGCAGCAGCAGCAGCAGCAGCAGCUUCAGCACCAACAGGCUGGCCCACAUGUCUCAGGCCCCAUGCCUCCUCAGGCUGUCCAUCACAUGCAGACUCUGCAAGGUGGCAGACUGCUUAAUCCUGCUGCCCUGCAACAGCUUCAACAACAACAACAACAACAUCACCAACAACAACAACAGCAACAGGCCCAGCAGCAAGCUCAACUGGCCCAGCUUGGACCUCGACCUCCAUUCAACCCAUCAGGCCAGAUGGCUGUGCCUCCUGGCUGGAACCAGCUGCCCUCUGGGGUGCUGCAGUCACCAGCCGCCCAAGGAGGCCCUGCCUGGAGAAAGCCCCCACCACAAGCCCAAAUGCUUCAACGUCCACCCUCCCUUGCUGCAGUUCAAACUCCCAGCCAUCCCCCACCCCCUUACCCAUUUGGCAGCCAGCAAGCUGGGCAGGUAUUCAAUGCCAUGGGACAGGGACAAUUACAGCAGCAACAACAACAACAGCCAGGAGUGGGUCAGUUUGCCACCCCCCAGCCUAAAGGCCCACUGGCUGGCCCUGGAGGUGUCGUAGGACAGCCCAGACCUCCUCCACCCCUUCCACCUACAUCUGGACCGCAGGGCAACCUCACUGCCAAGUCCCCUGGGUCCUCCUCGUCUCCUUUUCAGCAGGGUUCACCUGGGACUCCUCCUAUGAUGGCUCAGAGACCUACAACUCCACAGGGUUUCCCUCAGGGCGUUGGAUCGCCAGGAAGAGCAGCCCUCGGCCAACAGGGUAACAUGCAACAAGGAUUCAUGGGAAUGCCCCAGCACGGACAGCCUGGGGCUCAAGUUCACCCAGGCAUGCCGAAGCGUCCCAUGGGCUUUCCAAACCCCAACUUUGUCCAAGGUCAGGUGAGUGCCAACACUCCAGGAACCCCUGGUGGAGGAGCCGGUCAGCAGCUUCAGAGCAGCCAAGCCAUGACCCACUCAGGAGCUCCGCCAGCCUCCACACCAAACUCAAUGCAGGGUCCACCCCAUUCCCAGCCAAAUGUUAUGGGUAUACAAAGUGGCAUGGCGGGUCUUCCCCCUGGUACAACCGCUGGGCCUAGUAUUGGCCAGCAACAGCAAGGCCUCCAGACCCAGAUUAUGGGCCUCCAGCAUCAGGUCCAGCCCGUGUCUUCGUCCCCCAGCCAGAAGGUUCAAGGCCAGGGUGGUGGUCAGACUGUCCUCUCAAGGCCCCUCAGUCAAGGGCAGAGAGGAGGGAUGACCCCACCCAAGCAAAUGAUGCUUCAGCAAGGCCAGGGGGUGAUGCAUGGGCAGGGUCAGAUGGUUGGAGGCCAAGCGCACCAGGCCAUGCUCCUGCAGCAGCAGCAGCAGCAGCAGCAACAACAGCAACAAAACUCCAUGAUGGAACAAAUGGUUGCCAACCAGAUGCAAGGUAAUAAGCAGGCAUUUGGAGGCAAGAUUCCAGCUGGGGUCAUGCCCGGCCAGAUGAUGCGUGGCCCUGCUCCAAACGUUCAAGGUAACAUGGCUCAGUUUCAGGGCCAGGUUGGCCCUCAGCAGAUGACUCCCCAACAGCAGCAGCAAAUGGCUCAACUCCAACAGCAGCAGCAGCUACAGCAGCAGCAGCAGCAACAGCACCAGUUGCAACAGCUACAGCAGCAGCAGCAGCAGCAACAGCAACAGCAACACCAGCAGAUGAAUCAGCAACAACCACAGCAAGUUCCUAUUGCUGGUAAUCCUAAUCAAGCUAUGGGCAUGCAUGGUCAACAGAUGAGGCUCCCCGCUGGCCAUCCUCUUAUCCAACAACAGUUGCAACAGCAGCAGUUACAGCAGCAACAGAAACAACAGCAACAGGUCAUGUUGCAGCAGCAGCAGCAACAACAGGCAGCUCAACAACACCAGCAUCCUUUAGGGGAUCCUAACAGUGGCACAGGGGACUUGGGGGUCCAGCAGAUGGUCCCUGAUAUACAGGCACAGCAGCAGCAAGGCAUGAUGGCUGGCGCACAGCACAUGCAGAUGGGAAAUGGCCACUUUGCAGGUCAUGGCAUGAACUUUAACUCACAGUUCCCAGGUCAGAUGCCAAUGGGCGGAGCCUGUGCACAGCAAGGAGGCUUUCCUGUCAACAAGGACGUAACACUGACUAGUCCACUGCUGGUCAACCUGCUGCAGAGUGACAUCUCAGCCAGCCAGUUUGGGCCAGGAGGAAAACAGGGAGCAGGUGGUGGCAACCAGGCCAAACCCAAAAAGAAGAAACCAGCACGAAAGAAAAAGCCCAAAGAGGGAGAAGGACAGCAGCAAGUAGAAGGACUUGGUGGUCUUGAUGGGACUGCUGGCAUGGAUGAUCCCGAACUGCCAAAUCUGGGUGGUGAACAGAAUUUGGGUUUGGAAAACUCUGGCCAGAAACUCCCUGAUUUUCCCAACAGGCCUGCAGUUAACGUAGGUUUUCCCGGACAACCUGGAGACCAGAGAGUAUUGCAGCAGGUACCGAUGCAGUUUAUGCAGCAGCAACAACAACAACAACAACAGCAACAACAACAACAACAAAUGCAGCACAUGCAACAGCAGCAGAUACAGCAACAACAAAUGCAGCAGCAGGUGGCAUGGGGGCUCCCACAGCUUGCAUCAGGCUCACUUGUGGAAGUCCGCUGGGGUUUAGCACUGAAGGGAUGGGUGGGGCAACUCCCAUAGCAGGUACAGAUCCGCAACAAUUG